ACAUCAUUCCGGUUUCGAAGAUAAACUCGUCGAUCCAAUCCCCACUCUCAGACCCAGAGGUCUCAGAUUAAAGAGGCUCUUUUUUCGAUAUUGAAAGAUCGUCAAUCACAUUUGACAAACCGCACUACUGUCAUUUCACCACGUCUAAAAUCCGAAAACGGUACUGGUAAUUUCCUUUAUCACGCACCGCUAUUUUAAAGAUGGGCACGGCGUCUGAAGAUCAGAUAACAAGCCGAAGAAGAAACUUCAUCCCACCUUUUGACUGAGACUAGAUUCGCUAGAGCUUUAUUUUCAAUAUCAUGCAGAACUACUCAUAUUGUCCGAUAUCUUGCCGUCUUUUGAUUCGAUCCCAUGGGCGACGCCUCUUGGCUGGACGUUACUCGUGCGCACCCCCUUUAGCCACAGAUGCCACGAGCAAAUAUGGAAUUCUCAGGGUACUUCUACCGUGCGCAACCCCUUUAGCCACAUAUGCCAUGAGCAAACAUGGAAGCCUCACGGUACUUUCUACCGUGCGGUGAACCGAGGGUUCCUGAAUUUAGGGUGGAUCCAAUGCCGGGACUAACAACAUCAAGCUUUGAUCUACCGAGCCUUUGAAAUUGACUAGGCCGAGCUAGGCCAUAGUCAGGUGGCAGAAUUCAAAAGCGUCAUGACAUUUUGAUGAUCAUGAUAAUCAUGAUAAUGCAAUCAAACUGAGAAUUGCCACUACGCUAGGUCAAGUGGGACCUUACCAACAUGACACUGCUCUAAAGCAAACGUGGAAGAAUGUCUUAUGAUGAUACGGCACGGCAUUCACAAAGUUCACAGACAGCUGAAAAGUGAUGGCAACGCCAACGCAAAAUAUUGAUGGGGCAGAGGGUACGAAAAGGUAAAAAAAAAUUGUAAGAGACCCAGUGGAUCUUCAAUAGAAUUACAAGCUUCGGUAUCGAGGUCUGAAGGGGGCGACAAAAUUUCUGGAGACGUGGUUCCCCAUAUCCACAUCCGGAAGCAAAGCUCUUUAACUUCCCUCUCCAUCCAAAAGUUGGGAUAUUUCGAAGGCAAAUUGAUUUCGCUAUGGCUUCUACCAAAUUUGCACCUGUGAGAGACUUCUACCAAGAGCCUACUUCUCAUCAAAUUCCCUCGCAAUCACACUUCAUUGGUGUCAGGGGAUUUAUUGUGCUCCAAUCUUUUCUCUGGAGUUUUCUGACUGUCAUCGCUCCUACAACUGUUACCGGUACGCCCAAUUCCGAUGGCCCUGUAUAUCAAGAGAUUCUCCGAAAAGUAUUUUCCGUACUCUUCUGGAAUGAGUCUCUAAUCUACAGUACAUUCAUUCUCCUAAGUGCCCGCACAAUCUGCACGCCUUUCCUAAAUAACCCCUCCCACGAUUUCGUCGCAUCUUCAUCUUUCCGUCGAGGUCUUCGACUAUGGUUUCCCUCCGCAGUUUCCCUCGCAAUCGUUUACAUCAUUUUCACCUGCAUCGGAACAUCUUACAUCGAUGAUUUCAAAACCGCAACAAACAAUACCACCAUUAAAACACCCUACAUGCUUCCAAAUGCCCUUGCAUACUUCAAUUCCGUCUUCACUCUCUUCUGGACGAACAAGAAAUUCGAUGCCCAAGCCGCGAGCUAUGCGUAUCCUUCGCAAACACUCUGGGUCGUAUCCGUUCUUUUCCAACAAAGCUAUACCGUUUAUAUGACAAUGGUUAUUAUCCCAUAUGUGCGAAAAUCAUGGAGAGUCAAAGCUUUUAUCGGGUUUAUCAUUACGGCGUGGUGGGUUGACAGCUGGGCUUGGUAUUCUAUUACCGGUCUUCUAUUAGCUGAUGUUAGCAUCAAUAUGGAUUUCCAGACGCGCGCCCGUGCCGGAAUAUCUCUGGGUACUUGGAGAGGCAGAAAUUUGAGGCUACCCGUUUGGCCAUUGUACAGUAUUAUUACCUUGGCAGGUGUGAUCAUGAUGUAUUUGUGGGCAGCAUGGAGACCUCAAGACGUGUACAAGGAGGUUAGGAUCCAUACCGGAGAAUAUUCAACUGGUGGGUUGAAUGACGUGGUACUGGAAGCUGGGUCUCCAAUGGCGAGAGACGAUAAUUAUUUAUUCCUGCUUGGAACUUUCCUGUUCUUGGAGACCUGGAGCUGGUUACAAGCAUUGUUCCGCAAUCCAGUUCUGAUGUACUUGGGGAAAAGAUCAUUCAGUAAGUCCUCACAGUCCCCCAUACCGUCCAUCGCGUAUAUACUAACAAUCUCCGUAGGUUGGUUCCUCGUUCAAAACAUCAUUGUCUAUACGGUGGGCAUUAAGCUCUUCGCCCAUCUCACAGAAACAAGAAAUGCAUCCUUUGAGGCAGCAGCCACAGGUUGUUUCUUUGUAUGUUUAGUGACGGUUAUUCCAAGUGCAGAGAUAUUUUAUCGAUUGAUUGAUUUUCCUUCUCAGGCAUUUGCCAGAGUGACAUUUGACUGGAUUAAAAAAUAGAUGGAAGAACGACUCAAUGGUUUAUGUUAUCGCGAAUAUAGAUGAAUAGAGCUACUAUGUCUCAUGUACUCUCAAUAGGAAGAAUUAAUCAAUACUCUACACUACGAUGACCUCUCCAAAUCUCAUCCGU
Sclerotinia trifoliorum is the source of this 2566-nucleotide messenger RNA. Lineage: Eukaryota; Fungi; Ascomycota; Leotiomycetes; Helotiales; Sclerotiniaceae. The record is from the annotation of a GenBank genome assembly.